Molecule: messenger RNA, 252 nt
Organism: Racocetra persica
Lineage: Eukaryota; Fungi; Glomeromycota; Glomeromycetes; Diversisporales; Gigasporaceae
Source: the annotation of a GenBank genome assembly
AAAGGUGUGGGAUUAAGAUAUUUUGUGCUGUUUGUUGGCGUUAUGUCUUGUCUUUAUUCUUUAUGGGAUAUACUGGAUGACUUGGUGGUCAGAAAGGUCAACGAGUCCGAUGCAAGUCAAUUUGCUAAACUUUGUCGUUGCUGUCCUGCACAAUGUUGGGGUGUAAUUUGGUUAUUCAUAAGUUUUAUUUUCUUGGGUGCAGCUGUAAUAUUGGGUAUAUUUGCUUUCCAUAAUAACGAAUCAUCUACAUAA